This is a messenger RNA of Echinostoma caproni, 1278 nucleotides long. NCBI's taxonomy places the organism in Eukaryota, Metazoa, Platyhelminthes, Trematoda, Plagiorchiida, Echinostomatidae. The record is from the annotation of a GenBank genome assembly.
AUGGCCCUUCUUCGUGUAUCCAGUCUGUCACUGUUCCUCUGUAAUCGACCUGCAACGGGACCAAAGUGUGCAGAAAGCACACGGGCUAAUGGCUACACAGAAUCGGACCACAGAACAGCAGUACAAGAGUCGCAAGCCCCUUUUAUGUGUACACUCUUAGACGCUACGGAAUACGCAUUCUAUUUGCCAACGAUUGUGUACGGUCCUCUAGUUGUCUACGCCGACUGGGAUGAUUUCGUGCAUCAGAAAAAGCCGAAACAGUUCACACGAUCACUGGGUCGGUUUCGUCGUCUUACACUGCCUCAUCUGAUCGGUCGGGCCAUUCGACUCCUGGCCGCAGCCGCAUUCGGGACUAUCUUGACCUGCACUCUGUACGCCAAAGCCAUACUGAGCUACCCGAUGUAUUUGAAUAUGCACUCAUCCAAGGCGUCCUUGAACCCAUGGCACGAUCGAGGAAUCCAGGUCCGAUCCUGGACCGUUUGGAGUUGUCUGCAUUUGGCCGGGAUCAGUUUCUACUACUUUCACACUCUGAUCUACGGGAUCCCCGGACUGAUUGCCGACACUGAACAGUAUGUGAUCGAAACCGUGCAAGGCUGGCAGUCGGAGGUGCGACGACAAGAGAUUGAACGUGAAAAAGCCAAGUGGAACGGUCUAUCACUCUGUCUAGUUCCCGGUCCACCGUCUUGCGUGUUUCGUAUCACCUUGUUCUCCGAGAUGUGGAGAACAUUCGAUCGAGGAUUAUACAAUUUCAUGUUCAGACAGAUCUAUCUCCCCCUACGUGGUGAUAACACUGAUCGGGGCAACUCAUCCGUAUUGGGCUCGAUCCCGCGACUGGGACGUGAUUUUUUGGCUAUGGCAAUGCCAUUUCUUUUUGUGCUUCUCUUCCACAGUGUGAAUAAGCAUAACACCGUUUGGAUCGUGAUCAAUCUGAUUCAGUUCCUUGUCGAAAAAUGCUUCCGAUGGAUGGACAAAAACACCGAUUUGGGACGAAAACUGAAGGAACCGGCUUGGAUCCAUUGGCGUCAUCGUCUACUCGGUGUGUUACAUUCAGUUAGUCUUAUGACUUCCUUGAUUGGACUAAUCUUUUUCCUGUUCGGUUACGAAGUUGGCAUGGCAUUCGUCAAACACAUUGUCUUCUCUUAUGACAUCGAACGGCGAAUCACACACAAAGGCGGCAAAUCUCAGGAAGAACUGACCGGGAGCAUAUGCGACAAGUUGGACAAACCGGUUUCCGGCACUGUAACCGAACUGGAAGUAAACGAAGCUGAUGAUAGAUAA